ACUGCAGCAAAUGUUUGCUGCAAUAGCGGAUAUUGCGCCGACCUCUGUAGCGCGCGGCCAAUGAGAAUGAGUCUGGGUGGCAGCCCGGCUGCCGCACGUGUUUCCGCUCUGCCUGUAACCUGCUGCAUGUUGUGGAUUUUCUCUUUCUGUCAAGGUUUUGGAAAUAUUCUCUGUCAUGUGCCUUUGAAAGUCCAUGACAGUCAAAAAAAAUAUGGGCUACAUAUGAGAAAAGUAAACGUGUCUACAUUACUCAGCAAGAUGGAAGAAAACGAAGCAAGUAAUCUUUCUGUAAAACGUCCUUGCCCAGAUCAUGGUGAAGACCAAUGUGAGCAAGACCAUCAUAAAAAGACCAAACUUUCAGAACCUAGUGCUUCUAAUCCGUCUACUUUUUGCAAACAUACUGAGAGUAUUGAAAGUGGUUUGCAGGCCGUUUCUUCCAGCCCAGAUGAAAAUAAUGGAAAAAGCAUUGUGGAAGAAGCAGAUGCCGUGCUUCAGGAGGACGAAGAAGGCAAUGGAGACAGCUUUGCUGAUAUGAUGAAACACGGCUUGGUUGAGCAGGAUGUUGGAAUCACAAAGUUUGUCAGCAUUCAUGAAGGCUUCUCAGGAAUACUAAAGGAAAGGUAUUCCGAUUUUGUUGUGCAUGAAAUAAACAAGGAAGGAAAGGUAGUUGUUCUGGAUGAUUUGUCUGUACCAAAUGAUGAUGAUGAGGAACCUUCAGAGGACAUUUUUUCUGUCUUGUCUUCUCAAGAUAAAGAACGCUUGGAAGAUCUUCAACUUUUUAAAAAUAAGGAAGAUUCAGUGAUGAUUGAGGUUGUUGAUGAUACUAAAGAAAAAAGAACAGUUAUUCAUCAAGCUGUGAAGAGUCUAUUUCCUGGACUUGAGACUAAGACUGAAGAAAGAGAGGGAAAGAAAUUUAUCAUAGCUUACCAUGUUGCUGGGAGAACUGCAUUGGCAAAUCCAAGAAAACAUUCGUGGCCCAAAAAUAGGGGAAGCUACUGUCAUUUUGUGCUAUAUAAGGAAAACAAAGAUACAAUGGAUGCCAUUAAUGUGUUGUCUAAAUUCCUAAGAGUCAAACCAAACAUUUUUUCAUACAUGGGGACCAAAGAUAAAAGGGCUAUAACUGUUCAAGAAAUUGCAGUUGUAAAAAUCACAGCACAGAGACUUUCGCAUCUGAACAAAUGUUUAAUGAACUUCAAGCUAGGGAACUUCAGUUAUAAAAAAUAUCCCUUAAAGUUGGGAGAAUUGCAAGGAAAUCAUUUUAAAGUUGUUCUAAGGAAUAUCACUGGAUCAAAUCAGCAGAUAGAGCAUGCCAUGACUUCACUCAGGGACAUCGGAUUUAUUAACUAUUAUGGAAUGCAGCGAUUUGGAACAACAGCAGUUCCUACUUACCAUGUGGGAAAAGCAAUUCUACAAAAUAAUUGGAGUGAAGUUAUUGAUCUGAUCCUGAAGCCACGUCCAGGCGCAGAGAGAGGUUAUUUGGUCAAAUGUAGGGAAGAAUGGGCGAAGACCAAGGACCCUGAAGCUGCAUUGAGAAAGCUUCCUGUAAAAAGAUGUGUAGAAGGACAGUUGCUUCGAGGUCUGGCGAAAUAUGGAAUGAAGAACUUUGUUUCUGCAUUUGGUAUGAUUCCAAGAAAUAAUCGAUUAAUGUACAUUCACAGUUAUCAGAGCUAUGUGUGGAAUAACAUAGUGAGUAAACGGAUUAACGAGUAUGGACUAAAAGCAAUGGCAGGAGAUUUGGUACUGAAAGGAGGAACAGCAGUUCCAAUUCAGGGAUCAGACGAAGAGAAAUAUACCAUACAUGAUGUGGUAUUGCCUUUGCCUGGAUUUGAUGUUAUCUACCCAGAACAUAAAAUUGGGAAUGCCUAUGAAGAAAUGAUGGCUGCAGAUGGCUUGAAUAUAAAUAACAUGAGACACAAAAUUAGAGACUAUUCAUUAUCAGGAGCAUACCGGAAAAUCAUCAUUCAUCCUCAGAAUGUUACAUGGGAAAUUCUAGGGUAUGAUGAUAAGAAAAUUUCAUUGGUUCAGACUGAUGUGGAAAAGUUGGAAGGAGUACCUUUGCCAAAGAUUUCCAAAGAUGGUCACUUUAAAGCAUUGAAAAUGGCUUUCUCACUUCCCCCCUCUACUUAUGCAACCAUGGCAAUUCGAGAGGUACUCAAAAUGGAUACAAGCAUCAAAAAUCAAACUCAGCUGAACACUAUCUGGUUGCGAUAACCUGAUUAAUGUACCCAUAUGGUUUUUAACAGCCACUGAAAUAUUUAGAAAAAAAUCUACUUUUAUUUAGCUUGUUAUGUGAAUGAACAUAUUUUAGAAUUGUUUUACUAAUGUUGGAGGGUUGAUUUUAUUUUUCACAUGUUUGUAAAACUUAAUGGCUUUAAGCAAAAUAUAACAACACUGCUCAAUAAACAUCUUUAGUAUUAUAUAAA
Leucoraja erinaceus (little skate) is the source of this 2423-nucleotide messenger RNA. RefSeq names its product pseudouridine synthase 7 (gene pus7). Gene Ontology annotation, biological process: pseudouridine synthesis. Gene Ontology annotation, molecular function: pseudouridine synthase activity; RNA binding. NCBI's taxonomy places the organism in Eukaryota, Metazoa, Chordata, Chondrichthyes, Rajiformes, Rajidae. Gene Ontology annotation, cellular component: nucleus. The record is from RefSeq and is a predicted model, not a curated record. The transcript has 16 exons. Bases 61 to 2211 code for a protein of 716 amino acids.